Aspergillus campestris IBT 28561 is the source of this 1140-nucleotide messenger RNA. Its product is annotated as hydroxysteroid 17-beta dehydrogenase 11. The transcript is spliced from 2 exons. The coding region runs from base 1 to 1140 and encodes 379 amino acids. The record is from RefSeq and is a predicted model, not a curated record. Gene Ontology annotation, molecular function: oxidoreductase activity, acting on the CH-OH group of donors, NAD or NADP as acceptor. NCBI's taxonomy places the organism in Eukaryota, Fungi, Ascomycota, Eurotiomycetes, Eurotiales, Aspergillaceae.
AUGACAAACCCACCGCGCGCCUUCAACUCAUACCCUUCUUCCCCAACUACCCAGCAAAGAUGGUACAAGGCCCUCACCAUUGAUGUCCUGCUCGCCGUCCUCAACCGCACCAUCCUCCACCCCUGGGUGGCGUGGAUCCUAGUCCUCAGCCUUCGUGCCCAAGUCACUCCCUACACCGACCUCUCUUUCGUGAUCGCUACCGGCUAUGCAGUCUUCUUGACCUUGAUCGCCGUCGGCCGCUCCAUCAACCAUCGCGUCGCGUACGGUCUUCCGCGGCCCGUCGAUCUCACCGAGGAGGUGGUCAUCGUGACUGGCGGCGCCAGCGGCCUGGGUCAGGUGAUCGCGCGCAUGUACGCUAUGCGGGGGGCGAGCGUCGCUGUCUUGGAUAUCAAACCCCGUGAGGAGAUAAGUGAUGAUGAGAUGAGCGGUGGGGCUGAGUAUUACUGUUGCGAUGUGGGGGAUCGGGCGAUGGUGGAGGCAACAGUUGACCAAAUUGAGAAAGAGCUAGGAACACCCACCAUCCUAAUUAACUGCGCCGCGGCUAGCAUAAACGGCCUCCCCCUCCUCUCCCUCCCCGCCUCCUCCUUCCAGAAAACCCUCUCCACCAAUCUCUUCUCCGUACUCAAUACAACCCAAGUCUGUCUCCCGCGCAUGCUCUCACCCUCAUCCUCACCGUCCGACAACGAAGACACAGAAGCCCGAGGGGGAGGAACCAUCGUCAACAUCUCCUCCGUAACAGGCGCCCUCUGCCCCGCAGGUCUAUCAGACUACUCCGCCAGCAAAUCCGCCCUCACGGCCCUCCACCACACGCUCGAAGCCGAGAUCCGCGCAUCCGGCACCAACGGCCGCAUCAAGAUGCUCCUCGUCGAGACGGGGCAGAUCGCGACGCCGCUGUUCCGCGCUGUGCGCACCCCGAACGCGUUUUUCGCCCCCGUGCUGGAGCCUGUGCAGGUCGCGCGCGCUAUCGUCGAUGCGGUUGAUGCGGGGGAGGGCGGUACCGUGAGGUUGCCGUUUUUUGCGUCGCUUGUGCAUUGGUAUGCGGUUUUGCCGGCGGGGGUGCAGAGGGUUGCGAGGUGGUUGAGUGGGAUUGAUGGGGCCGUUGCUGAGGCGGGGUUUGAGGGGGGUUUGAGGGGUGUCUGA